Amphimedon queenslandica is the source of this 487-nucleotide messenger RNA. RefSeq lists its product as uncharacterized. Bases 74 to 475 code for a protein of 133 amino acids. The record is from RefSeq and is a predicted model, not a curated record. Lineage: Eukaryota; Metazoa; Porifera; Demospongiae; Haplosclerida; Niphatidae. The transcript is spliced from 3 exons.
AAACUCCAGGCCAGACCCUUUGAGACUAGAACUUCAACUUCCAGGGCAGGAAAAUCAGCAACUGUAGAAGGUUAUGGCAACUAAGGAUGAUAUUGCUCAGCUCAAAAAAUCAAUACAGGAAUUGCGCAGAGGACAAUUAGAGAUUCUCUUGAAGCUAGAUGACUUGCAAGAAAAGUUGGAAGGAGGAGGAGGAGGAGAAGGGAAGAAACCAGCAGAACCAGAGCCAAUUCUUACUUGUGUCCAUUGCUCUGCAGAAUAUGAAGAAUCCAAAAAUGCAGUUGGAAGCUGCUAUUAUCACAGCGGAAUGUUGAGAGGAGUUGGAUGGGAUUUCAAGUAUACCUGCUGUGGAAAGAGCAGCAAGAACUUUGAGUCUGCAAAAUUUAUAGCAGGAUGUGCCAAAGGGAAGCACAGAUCUGUUCAUCAUACAGAGUUUACUUAUGCCAACUACAUCUUCUACAUGCAAGAACAGGUAUAAAUAAAUAAAAUA